AUGUACACCCACACAAGUACAAUACAAGAAAGUCGAGGUAGCGAAUCGGGCAAUGCAUCAGGCAGCGAAUCGGGCAGUGAAUCGGGUAAUGAACUGGAAUCUAAUGCCAAACCCAAGUCAAAUCUAUUUAAUGAAAUCAUUAAGCUCUUAAACCUAGCAAGGCCGGAGUCGAGGAUUCUUGGCUUUGCACUUGCAUGUCUUGCCGUGACAUCCAUAGCGUCAAUGUCUUUGCCCUUAGUGAUUGGAAGAAUUAUCGACCUUGCGAAAUUUCAAAACAAGGAGGAAGAAGAAGGGGAGGAAGAAAAAGACGAGAAUGAAGAUUCUCAAGUACAGGAUAAAGUAAAGAAUUUACUCUUUGGUCUUACCAAGCCCCAGUUCUACACAUCAAUUACGGUAUUGUUUCUUGUGGGAGGUGUGGCAAACUUUGGUCGUGUUUAUUUGUUGCGAAACGUGGCAGAGAAGUUAAUAGCAAGAUUAAGAUCAAGAUUAUUCGCCAAGAUCCUUGCUCAGGAUGCAUAUUUCUUUGAUAUUGGUCCUACAGGAACAGGAAUGAAAACCGGUGAUUUAAUCUCACGAAUAGCUAAUGAUACCCAAAUUAUAUCAAAGACAUUGAGCGGUAACAUAAGUGAUGGUAUGCGAAGUAUCAUCAAUGGUGCUGUUGGAUUUGGUAUGAUGUGUUUUGUUUCUUGGAAACUUACUUUAUGCAUGAGUAUGAUGUUUCCGCCAUUAAUUGUCAUGUCAUUUUUUUAUGGUAGAAAAAUUAAGGCAUUGUCGAGAUUGAUUCAGGAGAAUAUUGGUGAGCUAACUAAGGUCACUGAGGAAAGAUUGAAUGGUGUCAAGGUUAUUCAAUCCUUUGCUCAACAACAAGCAAUAGUGCACUUGUAUAGCAACGAGAUUAAGCAGAUAUAUGAUAGUUCCAUGCGUGAAGGUAAACUAUCAGGGCUUUAUUAUUCAGUGAAUGGUAUACUUGGCAAUAUUACCAUCAUUGGAUUAUUAAUAAUAGGCACUAAACUUAUAGGAAUGGGCGAGUUGUCUAUUGGUGACUUGUCGAGUUUCAUGAUGUAUGCUAUAUACACGGGAAGCUCGGUAUUUGGAUUAAGCAACUUCUAUACAGAGUUGAUGAAAGGUAUUGGUGCCGCUGAGAGGAUCUUUGAGUUGGUUGAGUACAAGCCAAAUAUCCACAACAAUAAAGGUGAAAACCAUAAGCUUGGCGGUGACAUUACCUUUAAAAACAUCAAGUUCUCGUAUCCUUCAAGACCAGAUACUAUAUUUGAGAACUUCAAUCUUUGCAUCAAAGAAGGGGAAAACGUAUGUAUUGUGGGUCCAUCUGGUAGUGGCAAAUCCACUGUAAGCGAGUUGCUUUUGAGAUUCUACGAUCCAGAGUCCGGUGCAAUCACGUUUGGCACUAAAGACAAGGAGACGCACAUCAAAGAUUUGAAUUUGAACCAUUACCGUGAUCAAAUUGGGUUUGUUCAGCAGGAACCGCUUCUUUUUAGUGGCACUAUUAGAGAGAAUGUUAUUUUUGGUAAAGCAGAUGCCACAGAAGAAGAAAUACAAGAGGCUUUGCGUCUUAGUCAUGCUGACUCAUUUAUACGCCACUUGCCUGAAGGAUUGGAAACUAGAAUUGGAGCAGCCAACAAGACGCAACUAAGCGGAGGACAAAAGCAAAGGCUUUCUUUGGCAAGAACAUUGAUCAAGAAGCCGCAAGUUUUAAUAUUGGACGAGGCGACUUCGGCAUUGGAUUCAUCCAGUGAAGAAGAGGUAUUGAAGAGUUUAUUGCGUUUGAACAGAGAACAUGGUAUCACCAUCAUCUCCAUUGCGCACAGAUUGACUACGAUUAAGAAUAGUGAUAGAGUGAUUGUUUUGGACCAAAAUGGAAACAUCGUUGAGGAUGGACGGUUUGUGGACUUGAACAACGAUCCAAAAAGUCAGUUUAACAAGUUGUUGAAGAAAAAUGAGCUUGAAUAG
Lodderomyces elongisporus is the source of this 1968-nucleotide messenger RNA. RefSeq names its product ATP-binding cassette permease (gene MDL1). Lineage: Eukaryota; Fungi; Ascomycota; Pichiomycetes; Serinales; Debaryomycetaceae. Bases 1 to 1968 code for a protein of 655 amino acids. Gene Ontology annotation, molecular function: ABC-type oligopeptide transporter activity; ATP hydrolysis activity; ATP binding. Gene Ontology annotation, biological process: oligopeptide export from mitochondrion. Gene Ontology annotation, cellular component: mitochondrial inner membrane. The record is from RefSeq and is a predicted model, not a curated record. The transcript is spliced from 3 exons.